AUGGCGGACUUCGCAGCAGAAACAGCAUUGGCAGAGGCCGCGAGUGCCCCUUCGAUCACGGCGCACAAUGAAGCUUCAGGCCACGAUGGCGACAACAAGUUUCAGAAAGCAAUAUCGGCGUGGAGAAACAUUGAUCUUACCUCCAUGAUCCCAUCCCUAGACAACACAGCUUCCGAAAUCGUACAAUACCAGCGCGACUCGACUGUGCAGCGGAAAGAUUUGGCACAGAAGACGAAGGACUUCCGCAAACUCGAUGACUCUGCGAAGCUUGGAGAGAUCAAAGGGCUUCUGAAAGCCUACCAAACCUUCAUUGACCUCCUCACGAACCAUUCGAAAUCUACGAACUCAGCAUUCCUACAAGUUUACUCGUCACUAUCUGAAGCACCAGACCCAUACCCGUUGCUCGAAGCCUCGGUUGACUCCCUUCUGCUGUCUGAGGAUACGUUGCCGAAGGUCACACAGGAGAAUGAACAUCUCCAGAAGAGCGUCAGUAAGCUCACGUCCCAGCUUGAAGAGACGGAAUCUAGGUUGGAAUCCGAAAGGGCGGCCAGAAAGACCCUGGAAGAGGGCUUAGAGACCAAGGUCAAGGAAGUAGAGAGUUCUUGGGCUGCUGUCGUUGAGGAGAAGAAAGAUAAUUGGGAGGCUAAGGAGAAGCUUCUUGAAGAGAAAGUAGAGAGCCAGGAUCGCCUGUUGAACGAAAUCAAAGCGAGCUACGAAGUUACGCAGAGGCUCGGAGAAUCAGAGAGUGCUGGAAGCAGCGGCCAUGUCACAAGCGCAGAACUUGAGAUGGUCAAUUCUGAUCUAGAGAGAACAAGCGUGCGAUUGGCAGAAGUUGAGGCCCGGAACGAGCAAUUACGAAUCGAACUUGCUCAGUCAGCGUCUCAAGUGCCAAGCCAGGCAGUGGUGAACCUCGAGGACGACCCAUCUUUCAUGCGGAUGCGAUCAGAGAAUUCUUCCUUGAUGAGGAAGCUAGACGCAGCUCGUGUGGAGAGAGAUGCAAGAAAGCGCGAAUUAGACGGAAAACUGCGGUCCCUUGAACGAGAAAUAGGCAUGCUCAAGGGAGAACGUGAUGCUCUUAAAACGAAAGUGCAAAACUGGAGCGACUAUGAGGAUGUCAAACAAGAGCUUGAAGUACUGAAGAGUAUCGAGUUUUCGACAGGUGAUGACGAUGACGCAGAAUUAGGAGACGCUGCAAUGAGCACUCAGACAGCCCUCGAAAACGGUUCCUCCGCGAAAGGGAAGGGUGAUACCUUAGAACAGCUCUUAUUGGCUCGCAACAAGAAGCUGAGUGACGAGUUGACUAUUUUGAGAGUUUCUCAUCAAGACCUACAAAGCCGACUUCAGUCGAUGCAGGAAGAAUUAUCUAAAAGUAACUCGGAACUUGAACGAGCGCAGCAUCUCAAUGCGACUCUGGAGAACGAUCUGGCCAAUGUGCAUGACACAGCUAAUGCUUAUCCAUCUGGAGCGUCAGUGGCUGGCACCUUUGUCAGUCGCUACCCCCAAUCGUCAGCUCGGAAAGGACGAGUCUCUCCAACUUCUUCGAUUAUUUCGGGUUUCGACCCACGAUCGUCCAUGGGUGGAACUACUCUUGAAGCCUUGAGAUCUGGAGAACCAGUUGGGGGUGGUUCGGGUAUGCUUCCCAUGAUCAUAGCCCAGCGAGAUCGCUUCAAGAAACGAAACACUCAGCUUGAAAAUGAGCUAUCAGAAACGCAUCGAACGGUAUCGUCGUUACGCCAGGAGAUUGCAUCUUUACAAAAGGACAAUCUAAAUUUGUACGAAAAAACGAGGUACGUCUCGACAUACAACAGGGCAGGACCGACAUCGUCCUCUGCAUCCGCAUAUGCAACAAAUCCAAAUCCAUCUACAAUUCAGAUGUCCAACUCGACUUCUUCCGGCCUUGCAUUGGAUCGAUAUCGAUCAGCGUACGAGUCGAAUAUAUCGCCAUUUGCUGCAUUUAGAGGGCGAGAAUCGGCUCGAGCAUACAAACGCAUGAGCCUUCCAGAAAGAAUAGUAUUUUCUAUCACGAGGAUGGUUUUGGCUACCAGGACGAGUCGAAAUCUAUUUGCGGGGUACUGCCUGGCAUUGCAUGUCCUGGUUUUCUUUUCAUUGUAUUGGUUGACUACAACUGACGUGGAGCAACAUGCGAGCAAUUUAGGCCAAACUGUGGCAGCCGCUGCUGCGGGGCAGGCUGCACAAGCGGGAGCAGAUUCAUCGUCACAUGGCGACUGGAAACAGGCAGGAUUCAGCGAGAAGGGAUCUUGA
Molecule: messenger RNA, 2262 nt
Organism: Mollisia scopiformis
Lineage: Eukaryota; Fungi; Ascomycota; Leotiomycetes; Helotiales; Mollisiaceae
Exons: 3
Coding region: 1-2262 (753 amino acids)
Biological process (GO): intra-Golgi vesicle-mediated transport
Cellular component (GO): Golgi membrane
Source: RefSeq, a predicted model, not a curated record